AUGGCGGAACGGGUACUCAUGAACGAGUACAAGCAGCUGUCCAAGGAGCCAUGGACCAACAUAGAGCUUGUCGACAACAACAUAUUCGAAUGGAGCGUCGCCCUCAUCGUCCUCAACCCUGACUCCGACUACUACGGCGGCUACUUCAAGGCACGGAUGUCCUUCCCCAAGGACUAUCCCUACCGUCCGCCUGAGUUCAAGUUCCUCCGCCCCCUCUACCACCCCAACAUCUACCCCGACGGCCGCCUCUGCAUCAGCAUCCUCCACGCGCCCGGCGACGACGAGAUGUCCGGCGAGAGCGCCGCGGAGCGCUGGUCACCCGCCCAGCGCGUCGAAUCCGUGCUCCUCUCCAUCCUCUCCCUCCUCGAUGACGCGGAAGUGAACUCGCCCGCCAACGUCGACGCGGGCGUCAUGCUGCGCAAGCAACCGGAGAAGUACAAAGCCAUGGUGAAGAAGGAUCUCGAGGCGUCCAAGCAGGAUAUCCCCGCCGGGUACAGCAUGCCGAAACAUGAGGAUGCGUUCAGGACUGUCAGGGACGAUGAGUACAACAUGGAGUGGGCCGAUUCGGACGCUGAAGACGACUUUGGUGGUAGCGAGUCGUCGGACGCGGAGAUGGAUGACGAUGAGGAUGAUGAUGAGGAUAUGGAGAAUGAAUCCGAGGAUGACGAGGAAGAGGAGCAGGGCGACGACGAUGACAACUGA
Coniosporium apollinis CBS 100218 is the source of this 702-nucleotide messenger RNA. RefSeq lists its product as uncharacterized. Gene Ontology annotation, molecular function: ubiquitin conjugating enzyme activity. NCBI's taxonomy places the organism in Eukaryota, Fungi, Ascomycota, Dothideomycetes. The coding region runs from base 1 to 702 and encodes 233 amino acids. The transcript has 3 exons. The record is from RefSeq and is a predicted model, not a curated record. Gene Ontology annotation, biological process: protein polyubiquitination; proteasome-mediated ubiquitin-dependent protein catabolic process.